GGAGCGGCCGGGGCGCCUCCUCGGGCUGUGACCCUGGGGGUCUGGCACGGGUGGGGACCGGAGGAGGGACAACUUUGCGCAAAAUGCGCCGGGGCUGUCCUGGAGAGGAGCUACGGCCGCGCUGAGCCAGAGCCAUGAGCUACCUGUUUCUGCUGCUACUGGCCGUCCUGACACUGGCCCUGGCUACCUCUCAGCGUCGCCGAGAAAAGGUGCCCUGUAAGAUGGUGGACAAGGAGGUCUUAUGCCAGGGCCUUGGCCUGCUGCAGGUUCCUCUAGGGCUCCCACUGGACACUGAAGCCCUGAACCUGUCCGGGAACCAAAUCCGGGACAUCGUGGAUUACCCACUGGGCUUCUACACUGGGUUGCGGUACCUGGACCUCAGCACUAAUGAGAUCAGUUUCCUCCAGCCUGGUGUCUUCCAGGCCCUGCCACUGCUGCAGCACCUCAACUUGGCUCACAACCGGCUAGGGCUGGGCACUCCGCUGAGCAGUGGGGGACUGGGUGUCCUGCCGCGCCUCACCUCCCUAGACCUUUCCAGGAAUAGCCUGUACAGUGGCCUGUUGGAGCAGCUGCUGGGGCAGGCGCCUGCCCUCCUGACACUCUCUCUGGCUGAGAACAGCCUGACGCACCUGGCCCAAAACACCUUCCAUGGCUGCCCCACACUUGAGCGUCUGGACCUGCACAGCAAUGUGCUGCUGGACAUCGAGGACGGUGCCUUUGAAGCCCUGCCCCGCCUGGCCCACCUCAACCUCUCCAGGAACUCCCUUACCUGCAUCUCCGACUUCAGCCUUCCCCAACUGCAGGUGCUAGACCUGAGUUGUAACAGCCUCGAGGCCUUCCAGACAGAGCUGGAACCCCAGACUGAGUACCAGCUGGCUUGGCUGGACCUGCGGGAGAACCGGCUGCUGCACUUGCCUGAGCUGGCCACGCUGCCCAGGCUCACCUACCUGAACGUGUCCAACAACCUCAUCCGCUUCCCCAGAACCAUAGAGCCAACCCCAGGCCACAAAACCAUCCACACACCCUCUGCAGGCUGGUCGGCCUUGCCUGUCUCAGCCCCUGGCUGGGAUGCCCACAACCGCUCCCGGGCACUGCAGCUUGUGAAUCUGGACUUGAGCUACAAUGAGGUGGAGUUCAUCCCUGAGGGCUUUCUGGAGCAUCUGCCCAACCUGUGCUUCCUGAACCUCAGCCGGAACUGUCUGCAGGCCUUCAAAGCCCUGAGGCCGGGCUCGCUGCCCUGCCUCCUGCUCUUAGACCUCAGCCACAACUCACUGGGGGCCCUGGAAGUGGGGGCUAGAGCCCUGGGUUCUCUUCGGACGCUGUUCCUCCAGGACAAUGCCCUGAAGGACUUGCCCUCAGACACUUUCUCCAGACUGGCCAGCUUGCAGCAGCUGGACCUGCAGGAGAACCGCAUCAGGCCCUGCGGUGGACCCGGACAGUCCAGCCCUUCAAGCUGCGUGACUUUCUCUGGCCUCUCCUCACUUCGCAUUUUGAGUCUAGUGGGCAAUGAGAUGGAAAUGCUUGAGGCUGGGGCCUUUCUCCACACACCCCUGACUGAGUUGGACCUCUCCUCCAAUUUCGGCCUGCAGGUGGCCCCAGGAGCCUUGGACGGUCUGGAGGCCUCGUUGGAGGUUCUGACCCUGCAAGGCAAUGGGCUGACUGUUCUGCAGGUAGACUUGCCCUGCUUUAGCUGCCUCAAGCGGGUCAACCUUGCCGAGAACCGCCUGAGCCACCUGCCUGCCUGGACCCAGGAGGUGUCGCUGGAGGUGCUGGACCUGCGGAACAACAGUUUCCGCCUCCUUCCUGGCAGCGCCAUGGGCGGCCUGGAAUCCAGCCUGCGGUGCCUCUACCUGCAGGGCAAUCCUCUCAGCUGCUGCGGUAAUGGCUGGCUGGCCUCACAGCUGCACCAGGGUCGUGUGGACAUGGACGCUACCCAGGACCUGCUCUGCCACUUUGGCUCCCAGGAGGAGGGGUCCUUGGGCCAAGUGCGCCCUGAGGACUGUGAAAAGGGGGGGCUCAAGAACCUCAACCUCAUCAUCAUCCUCACCUUUGCUUUGGUGGCAGCCAUCCUCCUCACCACACUGGCCACUUGCUGCUGUGUGCGCCGGCAGAAGUUUAGCCAACAGUACAAAGCCUAG
Messenger RNA from Suncus etruscus (white-toothed pygmy shrew), 2138 nucleotides. RefSeq names its product leucine rich repeat containing 32 (gene LRRC32). The transcript is spliced from 3 exons. Gene Ontology annotation, cellular component: cell surface; extracellular matrix. Lineage: Eukaryota; Metazoa; Chordata; Mammalia; Eulipotyphla; Soricidae. Gene Ontology annotation, molecular function: protein binding. The record is from RefSeq and is a predicted model, not a curated record. The coding region runs from base 135 to 2138 and encodes 667 amino acids.